Messenger RNA from Trypanosoma rangeli, 1458 nucleotides. RefSeq names its product Golgi pH regulator. Gene Ontology annotation, cellular component: membrane. The record is from RefSeq and is a predicted model, not a curated record. The transcript has a single exon. Lineage: Eukaryota; Euglenozoa; Kinetoplastea; Trypanosomatida; Trypanosomatidae. The coding region runs from base 1 to 1458 and encodes 485 amino acids.
AUGCUUGAGGUACUUUUUGCGCUGCUGCUGUUUCUGCUGCUGUGCUACCUCGGCAUCCUCUUUGGCCGCCUGGUGUUCGUGUACACAAUUGAGAGACGCACCACACAGUUUUUUUUUGUUGUUAUUUUUGCGCUUUCGACGUUAAUUUUGAGCCUCGCCCUGUUGGAUGUCUCAGCGCUUGGCGGCCUUAUCUUUUCCGUGCGCUUCAGCACCCGCGCACUCCACCUCGCUCUUGCGGCCGAUCUUGCCGCCAUCGCGGUGCUUUGUCCCUUGUGUAUUACCCGGCUGCUGCUGCACAACCUGCACUUCCGUUGCAGCUACGUGCUGCUAAUCGGAUGCGGCCUCCUCCUGCUUAUUUUCAGGGCCUGGACACUCUCACUUGCGUGGCUUCAGCGCCUCUCCGGUUCUUGUUUCUCGUGGGCGGCGGCGGAGGCGUUGUGGGAUGCAACCGCCGCGGUGGUUGCGGUGAUCGGCAUCCUUGCGGUGGCCGCCCUCUCCGGUUACGCCGCCGUGACGACGCCCGUCGCGUUUCUGCGGCCGUUUGUGGUGAAAGACAGCGGGGAGCGGGCGCGAGUGGCGCUGGGUGUGCUGGGGAAGCGGCAGCGACACCUGCUCUCCCUGUGGGUGGCGAAGGAGUGCCAGAUUGUGGAGAUGUAUCAUGGGGCGCCGUCAUCGUUCCGCGGCGCGGAUGCGCCGACGCGGGUGUGGAGUUGGAUGGCGAAGUCGCUUCGGUCCACCGUCCGCGGCGGAGCGCUGCGCGAGAACAGCGACGGCAUCGCCAGGCUCAAGGCAGAGAAAGACGGCAUACAGGCAGUCAGCAUGGCUGUUUUUCUGCAGAUGAGUGAAAUGGGCUCGCUGGUGCGCUCCGCGGAGAGUGGGGCGACGUGGCGUGGGUUGGUGGACGCGCUGCUGGGCGUCCUGCUGCUCCUGCAUGCCUUUCUGAAGCUUUUCUUCACCUCCAUCAACCUGCUGCGGUGGUUCGUCUUUUCUGACGCACCAGCGCCCCCGGUGCCGGAGGACGCGGCAACCCGCGUGGUGCGGUUUCUGGAGACGUAUGGCCUUGCCGCCUCUCAGGGCGGGGAGGGUGAGCAGAGCAUCGUGUGCGUGUCAUUGUUUCUCAACGCGUGGAUGAUUGUGACUUCUAUCCGCGGUUUGCUUCUGGCCGUCUUCCGGCUGGUGACGACGUACGCUACGUUUCUGAGCGUGGACACGACCGUGCUGGGGCUAACAGUGGGGAUGGGCGCCUACUUUGUGGGGCAGCUACUGCUGCUGCGCCCGUCUCCGCUGCUCGAGAGCGCGAGCGCGCUGGGCACCGUGCUUGCGGAGCAGCUGCCGAGGAGCAACAUGUAUCGCCACCUCAACGACAUUGUAUUCGUCACGACAAGUAUCUUAACACUGCUGGCGCAGCAAUACAUGGUGCCCCCGCAAACAGCUACACUGCACUCUUUAGCAGAUUAG